Messenger RNA from Sclerotinia sclerotiorum 1980 UF-70, 258 nucleotides. RefSeq lists its product with no specific name. The coding region runs from base 1 to 258 and encodes 85 amino acids. The record is from RefSeq and is a predicted model, not a curated record. NCBI's taxonomy places the organism in Eukaryota, Fungi, Ascomycota, Leotiomycetes, Helotiales, Sclerotiniaceae. The transcript has 3 exons.
AUGAGUGAAAUAUGUGUGAACCACGGGCAAAACGGUCAGCCAGCUAAAAGAGAAGGAUUUGUUUAUGAUAUGUGUAGGACCGUAGCUCCAGCCAUAACUCUCUCUUUGAAUCUCUGUACUCCGUAUGGAUUUAAAAUGUACGGAGCAUUUAUUAUUAUUAUUAUUAUUAUUAUUAUUAUUAUUAUUACUGUUUGUUCAAACUUCACUGUGUACGGACGGACCAAGGUAGAAAGUAAAAAUGGCUGGAUCCCUCCCUAG